Molecule: messenger RNA, 1788 nt
Organism: Myotis davidii
Lineage: Eukaryota; Metazoa; Chordata; Mammalia; Chiroptera; Vespertilionidae
Gene: SMUG1
Product: single-strand-selective monofunctional uracil-DNA glycosylase 1
Exons: 3
Coding region: 107-925 (272 amino acids)
Biological process (GO): base-excision repair
Molecular function (GO): single-strand selective uracil DNA N-glycosylase activity; oxidized pyrimidine nucleobase lesion DNA N-glycosylase activity
Source: RefSeq, a predicted model, not a curated record
CUCCUUUCCUAAGCAGAGCGGACUACGAUUCCCACUGUCCUCCGCGCCCGGGGGCGGGGAAAAGGACUCGGAAACCGGAUGGGCAGCUGAGCCAGGUGACGGUGACAUGGCUGUGCCCCAGGCUUUCCCACCGGGGCCCCUCCAUGAGCCUGCAGGUACCUUGGUGGAGCCCCAGCUCUGCCCUCGAAGCUUGGCUGAGGGCUUCCUGGAGGAGGAGCUUCGGCUCAAUGCUGAGCUGAGCCAGCUGCAGUUUUCUGAGCCUGUGGGCAUUAUCUACAAUCCUGUGGAAUACGCGUGGGAGCCUCAUCGCAGCUACGUGACCCGCUACUGCCAGGGCCCCAAGCAAGUGCUCUUCCUGGGCAUGAACCCGGGGCCCUUUGGCAUGGCCCAGACUGGGGUACCCUUUGGGGAAGUGAGCGUAGUCCGGGACUGGUUGGGAAUUGGGGGCUCUGUGUUGAGCCCUCCUCAAGAACACCCUAAGCGACCAGUGCUGGGGCUGGAGUGCCCACAGUCAGAGGUGAGUGGUGCCCGGUUCUGGGGCUUUUUCCGGAACCUCUGUGGACAGCCCGAGGUUUUCUUCCGCCACUGUUUUGUCCACAAUCUGUGUCCUCUGCUCUUCCUGGCUCCCAGUGGGCGCAACCUCACCCCCGCCGAUUUGCCUGCCAAGCAGCGAGAACAGCUUCUUGGGCUCUGUGACGCGGCCCUCAGCCGGCAGGUGCAGCUGCUGGGGGUGCGGCUGGUAGUGGGCGUGGGGCGGCUGGCGGAGCAGCGGGCACGGCGGGCUCUGGCUAGCCUGAUGCCCGAGGUCCAGGUGGAGGGGCUCCUGCACCCCUCCCCUCGGAGCCCACAGGCCAACAAGGGCUGGGAGCCAGUGGCCAAGGAGAGACUGAAUGAGCUGGGGCUAUUGCCGCUGCUAACAAAAUGAGCGUCCCUGGGGCCUGGCAGAGGGACACAUUCAAGGCCCCCAGGUCCUUCUUGGGCGAGCAGAUGACUACACGCCUCCUGGACCGGAGCAGGAAGAUCCUCCUCGGGUGUCUGGUUGCUGGGACCUGCCACAGCAGUUUUGACACUAUUCCGGCUUGCUCUCCUGAUUCCCGCCUUCUUCCCCUUCCUUUGAGCACUGCCUUUUUGGAACCGAACGCCACAGAGAGGCAACACCUGCAAACUGCUUACUUCACUGUUUCUUUGAGAGCCUCUGUUCAGCUGAGUGACCUCCAAGGUCUUAUUUGCUAUCUCAGAGAAAAGAUCCUGCCAGGAUGCGCACCCAUUCUCAGGGAGGAGUGUCCUUCAGCUGACCCCUCUCCUCACAGGGACCAGGACAAAGCAUGGGGCAUGGGUAUUAAGAAUGAACCUACGGAAGACUGAGGCUGGAUCAGAGAGAGGAAGAAUUCAGUGUGGCAGCGUGGGGAAGGCUCGAAGACCUGUUGAGACUUGUGAACUUGACUUUGGGCGUGUUGAUUAACCUCUUCAAGCCUUGGGGUCCUCAUCUGUAGCGUGGGGAUCCCUACCUCAUGGGGUUGGUGUGGGGAUUAACUGAGAUAACACUUAAAGUGCCUUGUGUGGUACCUGGCACAUAGAUGCUCAUUACACCUCUUUUUUCUUGUCUCCGGUUGGGGGGUCCCUGCACUACAAGGGAAGCCCCUCCACUUGAAGGCCGUGGGGAGAAGUCUCAGCCUCCACCUGUGGCCUGGGUGAGGGCAGACUUGCCCUGCCAGGGAUGGACCAAUGACUUUAUGAAAAACCCAGCCUGUGAUUUUUCAGUCUAAGCAUUAAAAGCUCCUAAAUCUU